Molecule: messenger RNA, 3411 nt
Organism: Propithecus coquereli (Coquerel's sifaka)
Lineage: Eukaryota; Metazoa; Chordata; Mammalia; Primates; Indriidae
Gene: PSKH1
Product: protein serine kinase H1
Exons: 3
Coding region: 177-1451 (424 amino acids)
Biological process (GO): protein phosphorylation
Molecular function (GO): ATP binding; protein kinase activity
Source: RefSeq, a predicted model, not a curated record
ACGACGCUGAUGCCCGAGGAUGGCGGCGGCGGCGGUGGCCGUGGCCCCGGCCUGUAGACGGUCGGCAGAGCCGCCGAGACGCCGAAGAGUCCGCCGCCCGCGCGAGGUGUAGACGGGGCACUGCCUGCAGAGCAGGUCCUGCCAGCCUCGCUGGAGAGGAUGCCCUCGUGUCCGUGAUGGGCUGUGGGACAAGCAAGGUCCUUCCCGAGCCACCCAAGGAUGUCCAGCUGGAUCUGGUCAAGAAGGUGGAGCCCUUCAGUGGCACUAAGAGUGAUGUGUAUAAGCACUUCAUCACGGAGGUGGACAGUGUUGGCCCUCUCAAAGCCGGGUUCCCAGCAGCCAGUCAGUAUGCACACCCCUGCCCCAGUGCCCCCACUACUGGCCACACAGAGCCUCCCUCAGAACCACCACGCAGGGCCAGGGUGGCUAAGUACAGGGCCAAGUUCGACCCACGUGUGACAGCUAAGUAUGACAUCAAGGCCCUGAUUGGCCGAGGCAGCUUCAGCAGAGUGGUACGCGUGGAGCACCGGGCUACCCGGCAGCCAUAUGCCAUCAAGAUGAUCGAGACCAAGUACCGGGAGGGGCGGGAGGUGUGUGAGUCUGAGCUGCGCGUGUUGCGCCGGGUGCGUCAUGCCAACAUCAUCCAGCUGGUAGAGGUGUUUGAGACCCAGGAGCGUGUGUACAUGGUGAUGGAGCUGGCCACGGGUGGAGAGCUCUUCGACCGCAUCAUCGCCAAGGGUUCCUUCACCGAGCGUGACGCCACGCGGGUGCUGCAGAUGGUGCUGGACGGUGUCCGGUAUCUGCACGCACUGGGCAUCACACACCGAGACCUCAAGCCUGAGAAUCUGCUCUACUACCACCCGGGCACCGACUCCAAAAUCAUCAUUACUGACUUCGGCCUGGCCAGCGCCCGCAAGAAGGGUGACGACUGCCUGAUGAAGACCACCUGUGGCACGCCCGAGUACAUAGCCCCCGAGGUCCUGGUCCGCAAGCCCUACACCAACUCCGUGGACAUGUGGGCACUGGGUGUCAUCGCCUACAUCCUGCUCAGUGGCACCAUGCCCUUUGAGGACGACAACCGCACCCGGCUGUACCGGCAGAUCCUCAGGGGCAAGUACAGUUACUCGGGGGAGCCCUGGCCUAGUGUGUCCAACCUGGCCAAGGACUUCAUUGACCGCCUGCUGACAGUGGACCCUGGAGCCCGUAUGACUGCACUGCAGGCUCUGAGGCACCCGUGGGUGGUGAGCAUGGCAGCCUCUUCAUCCAUGAAGAAUCUGCACCGUUCCAUCUCCCAGAACCUCCUCAAACGCGCCUCCUCACGCUGCCAGAGCACCAAAUCUGCCCAGUCCACGCGUUCCAGCCGCUCGACACGCUCCAACAAGUCACGCCGUGUGCGGGAGCGGGAGCUGCGGGAGCUCAACCUGCGUUAUCAGCAGCAGUACAACGGCUGAGCCGCCUGGCUGGGGUACAGACACGGCUCGGUCCCAGCCUGGCCACUCGUUGCUGUGCCAUCUGGGCCCAAUGCCCUCUCUAGAGGUAGGCCUGUACGGAUAUGGCUAGCGGUAGCUGAAGAAUGCCCCAGCCCCUCCUCUGUGCCUUCAGCAGCCCCCAUCCUCACCAUGGGCAUGGGCCAGGUGUGACAGAGUGGAGGUGGCCCAGGGGCUGUGACCUCCCUGAACUAGGAGCCUGGCCUGACACUGCUACUCCUGUUGGUGGGCAACUGCUCUGAGUUGGGGGAGGGGACAGGCCCUGGUCUUCACUGUCUCCCUUACCCUGUGGCUCUUCCCCAGACCAAAGGGCCUGCAGUGCUGGGUGGAGGGUGUCCCAUGGCCCCAGGACCCUCUGUGAUGGUUAUUUCUGGAACACCCCUUUCCUCUGCAGAGCCUUCCUCCCUGGCCCCCCACAUUCCAUGGCAUCCUGGUCCUCAAAUCAGGCUCCAGUGGGAGGCCCGGGUAGGCACAAAGCUGUGCCUUGACUGGACCCUCGGCUCCUGGCUAGAUCCAAAUAGGCCCCCACCUCCCAGCCAAGAUCAGUCUUCCUUCAUGGUGCCCCCAGGACCCCUCCUGGCCCCAGGAUUCACUAGGACCUCUGGUGGUAGGACCGUGGCAGGGCGGUGUGGCAGGACUGGUGGCAGCCUUGCCCCAUGCUCCAGCCUCUCUCUGACCAUGAGAGGGUUCCUGCCACCAGCCCGCCACCCUCAGUGCCGCCUUUGCAGAGUCCACCAUUGCCUCCCUCUCCCGUCUCACCCAUUCCAUUCCCCAGGUGCCUCCUUCCCCACUGUGGGGGAGCCCCACUGCUGCUACCUGGGGGAUGGGGCACCUGGGGGCCGAGGCAGAGGACAGGGAGUUCCCCGUUAGGAUUCCAUUGUCAGCCCUGGUACCGCCCAUGGCCCCUUCCCUUCAGGCUCUGCUGUUCCCUCCUCGGCAACUGCACGAAGGCGCCAUCUGGUGUCUGGCGUGGGUAUAGCACCCUGGGAGUGACCACUGCACAUGCGCCGUGCACACCCAUAGUCCUCCGCGAGGAAGUGGGAAGGAGUUGCUGCAUUGGGGGAGGCUCUCGGGCUGCUCAACUCUACCCUUCUGCUGAGCUUCUGCGCACCUCUCCCUGGAACUUAGCCAUACUCUGUGACCUGCCUCUGAACCCUGGGUGCCGGGGCCCUGGCCUUCUCACAGCUGGCCUUGCCCCGUCCGCCCUGCGCCCGCUUCCUUUCACAGCGUUAACCUUCCAGUCAGGGCCCGCCGGGCUCAGGCUGGAGGAGCCCUUGCGGGAGGUGGGUGGGGUUGGGUGGCUGCUUCUCCACCUGAGCCAGAACUGUCUCCAUGUCUCUCAUGGUGUCUCCCCCUACCACAAACCAGGCUGGAACCCAAGCCCCCUCCUUCCACAGCUGCUUUCAGUGGGUAGGAAGGGGCCAGGGCACAGCUUUGGCCUUAGCUAGACUGCAGCGCCCCUGCCAGCAGGGGGGCUUGGGCCCCCACUCAGCUCCUCCCAGUGGGCAGCCUUGGGCCAGGCCCUCUAUCUGCAUGUGCCACGUCCAGUGGGAAACCAAAGAGACCACUGUGCCAAGUCGACUGUGCCUUAUACACCCCCUCCUUCCGUCCCCACUGCCCCCAGGGCAGGAGGCAGUGGAGAUCCGAGCACCGUGGCCUCAGAACUUGCCCCCAAUUCCCCAAGUGUCUCUGGGGCCCUGAAGCCCUGGGGAUUUAUUUCCUCUCUGCCCAGGGUAGUCCUGGUCCUGAGGGUAGGACAGGAGGGGUUUGGAGCCUUGGGCCUUUGAUAGGCCCACCUGGGCCUUCAUGCCAUGGAACAUGGACAGAGAAUGUGCAGUUAUUUAUUUUGUGUACUCAGUUGGUAAAUGUAUCCUCUGUAUUCAAUAAACAGGCUGCCUCCUCGGGGAAGGCUGCCUAUUCGUUC